CUGUAAUUAUCUCCCUGUGUCUCUCUCCCUCCCCCCUCCCCCCCUCCCACUUUAUCUCACCCACUUCUCACUUGGUCGCCUCGAGCCCGCCCGUGGGAGUAAAAUAUAGAAGGAGAAGAAGAAGAAGAAGAAGAAGAAGAAGUGGAAGUGAGGGGGUGAGAGAAGAAGCGCGCUGUUUCAGAGGAGAGCGGUAUUGUUUUUCUUCUGAUCUCUGGUCGAUGGAUUUAUCACUGACGAUACAACAAUAUUUUAGCUAGAAAAACUGAGUGAAGCAUGGGUGACUGGAGCUUUCUAGGGCGGCUGCUGGAGAAUGCUCAAGAACACUCCACUGUGAUCGGAAAGGUUUGGCUCACAGUCCUUUUCAUCUUUCGCAUCUUGGUGCUGGGCGCAGCGGCCGAGGAGGUUUGGGGUGACGAGCAGUCUGAUUUUACUUGUAACACGCAGCAGCCUGGUUGCGAGAACGUCUGCUACGACGAGGCCUUCCCCAUCUCCCACAUCCGCUUCUGGGUGCUGCAGAUCAUCUUUGUGUCCACGCCCACCCUCAUAUACCUGGGCCAUGUGCUGCACAUUGUCCGCAUGGAGGAGAAGAGGAGGGAGAGGGAGGAGGAGCUGCGAAAGGCCGGGCGGCACCAGGAGGACCACGACCCUCUGUAUCAUAACGGAGUUGGCGAUGGAGGCGGAGGUGGUGGGAAGAAGGAGAAGCCGCCUAUACGUGAUGAGCAUGGGAAGAUCCGGAUCCGUGGUGCAUUAUUGAGGACCUACAUCUUCAACAUCAUCUUCAAGACUCUGUUUGAAGUGGGCUUCAUACUGGGACAGUACUUCCUCUAUGGCUUCCACCUGAGGCCGCUCUAUAAAUGUGGCCGCUGGCCCUGCCCCAACACUGUGGACUGCUUCAUCUCCAGGCCUACUGAAAAGACAAUCUUCAUCAUCUUCAUGCUGGUGGUUGCUUGUGUUUCUCUGGUCCUCAACUUGCUGGAGAUCUACCACCUGGGCUGGAAGAAAGUCAAGCAGGGGGUCACCAAUGAGUUUGUGCCUGACAACGAGUCACUGCUGCAGGGCGCAGAGGAGCAUGGAGAUGCAGAGACGAUUCCCGAGCAGAUGUCUCCUUCAGUGCUCCACUGUUUGCCAACGUACGCCAGUGUCAGCGUGGUGCAGGGUGGAGCAGCAGGAGGAGGAACCUACAGUCCAACUGAGGCCUCCUCUGCAGUGAUGUCACUGCCCCCCAGACUCAAGAUGGAUGGCACAGUUUUCCACCCAGAUGACUUCCUGUUGGAGGCCGCACCCGCUUCUUUUUAUCUCAACGGUGACAAAGUGAGUGUCGCGAGCCAUGGGCAGGUGGCGGCAGUGGAGCAGAACUGGAGCAACAUGGUGCUGGAGCUCCACAAUCCAGGUGGAAAAAAUUCCUCCUGUCCUCCUCCUCUUCCCUCCACUCCCACCUCUGCCUCCUCCUCUCCUCAGGAGGAGACAAACCCACCACUUCCUCAAGGGGAGCAACACUCCACUUUCCCUACACUUCCUCGUCACACCCCUCUUUACCCCCUCACACUGGAGGCGGCAGCAGCAGACGAGGAAAACCCAGUCGCCACAGCACCUCGUAUGGUCCCGCCUGACGACUUCAUGGUGGUUACCAGGGCGGAGAUGCAUCAGCCUCCUGCUGCUGUGGCGACAGACAUCCGGAAGCCAAGUCGGGCCAGCAAGAGCAGCGUCCGCGCUCGCCCCGAUGACCUGGCAGUGUAGCUAAAAUACACACGUACACACACACACACACACACACUCACACAUUUACACAGCCAUGCAUACAUGCUGUGUUUACACAGAAAACUGCAAAACAGCACAAAAGCGCACACAAACAAACACUCCAGCAAAAGUCAUGCAAACCGUGUUAUUGCAUGCAGCUGGAGUUGGCUGCUUAUUCUGAUCUCAUGAAGGGAUUGAAAGAGUUUGGUCAGAUUACACCGAUGGCACCAUGCUGAUGUCCUCUCUGCAUGUUAGCAACCUGUAACACAUCAGCACACAGCGGAUAUGCAGAAAUCUUCACAUAUCUGGAGUCAAAUACAGUGGAGAAAUGGAUCCAGUUCUCUGUCAUUUAUCAACAUUUAAAAUGUUAACGCUCUUUAUUAAUAAAAUAUCAAAUAUAGUUGGUACAAAUGGCAGGAGCAACAGUUAAAACACCACAGUAAAAAAACAAAUUCAGUCAUAAGGAAAAUACUGUCAGAUGUUUUUCAAUUGAGUGUGGAGGACACGUAACAAAGUACAUGAUAUUUCAUUUCAAACCGAGGGGCAUCUUUAUUAAUAAUAUGGGCGUAUGUUUCAGCUCUGGAACUUUCUCCCUUCCUCUUGUCUUUAUGCUAAACUGUGCUAGUGGAUCUGACUCACAGUUCACCUACAGAGACAAGAGUGAUGCUGACUUUCUUAUCUCACUCACAGCAAAAAUGUGAUUUGCCAGACUUCCAAAAAAAAUGAUUUUACCUGUUUGUUAUCUGUUUAAUGACUCGCUGACUGACCAACAUGGCUGCCACUUGGUGUUCUGACCAUCCUCUUUAGACGGGGGAGGUAAAGUGGAGGUCCCUGAAAUGAGGAUCACAUACUUACACACACACCUACAGUACAUAUACUAUUUAUCCAGCACAGACACAAGUAAGGAAGGUUAUAGUGAUGAUGAUGAUGAUGGUGAUGAUGGUGAUGAUUGGACUAACUAAUAAGUUUGGGAGCGUAGAGGCAGCGAUACUAUAUUCUUUUAUUUUCUUUUAAUUCUUUGCUGGGAGACAUCAGAGGAGAGGUUUGCACUUUUGUUUUAUUUAUUUUUAUUUUUCUCGUGACGUGUUGGUGGAGCUGAACAAGUCCGUGUGUCGUGUUGUCCGUCGGCGUGUGCUGCUCUCAGCCUGUAGUUUCCAUGAAGAGAGGGAUGCACUGAUGUCAGGACAGAGCAGAUGACUGGAGGAGAGCAGCAAGGCAGUCCCACCCUGAGACAUGGUCCUUAGGGUUCACAGGCUGUGUGUGUGUGUGUGUGUGUGUGUGUUUAGGUACCUUAAUCUUGUUUCAGUGUUGACAAAAUGACAUCUCUGCAGUUACAUCAGGGUAAACUAUAUAAAGUAUAUAAAUAUGUAAAUAUAUGAUGACUAAUAGCAUUGAUAGGCACCACAGGGUGUUGAACAGAAAACAAGUUUCUGGUCAAGCUGCAAUUGAUAGAGACUUUUACCUGGAAAAAUCCAAAAGGCUUCAGCCCCACAGGUCACUUUAUGUAAAAAUCCAAAGUGAGGAGAGGUGAGGCGGGUUUAAAACAUGACGUAUGAGCAAAGGCUCAGACGUACAUUUCAGUGAGUUCUUUAAUGAGCAGUUUUAGCAGCUUGAACAGAGCAUGAAGCAGAACACCUUCUUCCUGACGCUUGUGUUUGCGGUGUGUUACGGAGCUGUCGAGUUCCCCCUAGCUCUUCUGUAUAGGAGGACUCUUAAGUUAAUUUUCUUGACUAGCUGUAGAUUAUACAGUAGCUUUUAGAUUUUUUUUUUUUUGAAAAAAGAAAGCAAUAUCUGAAAAUCUAAAAAAGUGAAAACUGUUUUUUUCUUGUCAUUUCUUAACAGACAUCCGACACAGGGAUGUUCGUUGUUCCUGUUCUUAUUAAUUCCUGCCAAAGAAAGAAAGAAAGAAAAUGGCUAAUUUAAGUACAGUUUUGUUGCCUCACAGCAACUUCCCAACAGCUUUAAUUCAUGUGAAUCGUAUUUAAUCCAACAGUCAGGAAUAAAAACAAAUGUAUCCUAGUAGCAAGUCAGCAAAGGUUUUUAAGGUUUGUACACCUUUGUGUUUCUCUCUGAGCAGAUAAUUAUUUGAUUCUACUUAAGAUACUUGAAAAAUACUAGAAAAGGUGCUACAUUACGUCACAUGUGCCUGAAUUAGCAUUUGAACUUCAAAUAACCAAAAGGUGGUAAAGAAAAAACUGAUUCAAAAUAUUUACAUUUUGCUGUAAACAAAAUUUUGUUUUCUAGUUUGAUAAAAUAAUCCUGACUGAAGGUCCACUGCUUCACUUUUUCUGGAGCUUUCAACCACAUCUUACACUUUGUUUUAGUUUUGUUCAGAUCUGCUAAAAUGUUUUACUAUCAGGUGAAUAAGCCACCAUUGUGUCCUGGGUUCAUUCUCUUAAAAAGAAGAAAAGUGCUGCUGUUUGCCUCGACUGGUCCCAUACUUUACAGAUAAUUUAAUACACUGCAAUUGCUGCUCCGCUGCAUUCACGGCAACUUGGAACUUUUGUUUGUGAGCUCGGUGAUAAAUUGAAACUGCUGGGUUUAGCAGCCAGAGUAAAUUAAGGUUACUCUGAAUUAAGAUUAGCAUUCGGCUAACUUCUGAAUUGCUAAUAUUAAAUGCAUGUUUAAUUCACAUCGCCUAUGUUGUUAAUUAUUGCACAUUAUCAAAUCUGCGGUCUUCAGCGUUUUUAAAUAUGAAAUUGUUGAAGGAAUAAUAACACAUGAUACACAUGUGAGCAGAGCCAGGCUAGUUGUCUCCCUCCUGCUUCAAACCAGCAGGUCUUCGGCUGUAGCUUCGCAUUUAACGGACAGACAUAAAAGUGAUAUUAAUCUUCUCAGCUAACUCUCAGCAAGGAAGCAAAUAAGCCUGCUUCCCUUCACAUAUCCACAAAAGAUUCUCUUCAUGCAGUAUAGAAAGGUGUGUGUGUGUGUGUGCUGGAAGCAAUGCAGCCAAUCUGUAUUUUUUUUUAAUCACUACAAACUUUGUUCCACCAGUGCUUUCGUGUCACUGUGCGUGAUGCUACGCUGUGAUUCAGGCUUCAUUUACGCCACAGUGUCUGAGCUUGGCUUGUGUCAGGUGCUUUUUCAAGAGCUGCGUCUCUGCAACGUGUCACGAACGCAACUGCUUAACUUCUAUAAACCAGAUGAGGUACCCAAUAUGAGGUAAGAUGCAGUAACAGGCACUUAAAUUUUGACACAUCAGCUACUUUUUAGUUUAGAGCAACAGAUUUUAUUAAGACAGGAUGAUCCUUAGACUGAAUCUGUGCUGUUGGCUGACUCUGUCGAAUGUUUACAUGUCCAAGAUCAAACUUAGGUGCUCUUAAGCAACUUCACCAGCACUUGAUCUGUUUUUAAAGAAGAAGUUAUCAGCUGUGAUGUGUAAGACUUAACCAAAGAUACUUGUGCCAAAGAUAUCACGAUACAUGAUGGGUUUUUAAAGAACAUUGCUAACCCUAACAGUCGUGACUCCAACCCCAACAUCGGUUUUACAACUAAUGAAUCUGGGAACCAAAAACAGACAUGACGUUGAGCUUUGUCUCCUUUGAAAGACUGUCGAAACAAGGUUCAUUUUAUUUCUAUUGCUGAACUGUUUUUCACAACAACCUUGUUGUUCCAAGCUGUUCUUAGUACCGUUUCGAUAUGUAGGGAAAGAUUUGCACACAGUUGGAUAGUUAGAGACAACUGUAAUGAGGAUAUGAAGAUACUAUAAAUAGAAAAGAAAAAAGGGUGUCCUUGGAGUAGCAUUAACAUAUUUUUGUUUAUUUAUGGAAAUAAUUCUAUCAAAUUAGACUCGGAAUGGACAAGAAAUGAAUCUAAAGUGCUUUUUUUCUCUCCUCAAUAUGGAUUGAGAAACUUUUUGGCGACUCCAGCUUUUUUACACCAUGGAUGUGCCUUGAGACAUUAGUGCCACAGAGGCUGAGUGAUGGGACUUCAUGGCGGCCCCCCACCAGCAGGGACACAGACUCCCAUGUGUUAAAAAUGAAGAACAACCCCUGCUUUUACUCCCGUUGUAAAAUGACUGUCUUUGAAGCAAAGUGCCUUGCGUCUGAACCUUUUGUUAAAGAACAUGUUGAUGUAAAUGUUCAUUUACCUCAGAUGUUUAAGGAACUGUUACUUAAUAAACUUUUUGUACCAAACCUGUUUUCUGUCAUUGUUAACAUUUUC
Scatophagus argus is the source of this 5901-nucleotide messenger RNA. Its product is annotated as gap junction alpha-3 protein-like. The coding region runs from base 274 to 1737 and encodes 487 amino acids. The record is from RefSeq and is a predicted model, not a curated record. Gene Ontology annotation, cellular component: connexin complex. Gene Ontology annotation, biological process: cell communication. The transcript is spliced from 5 exons. NCBI's taxonomy places the organism in Eukaryota, Metazoa, Chordata, Actinopteri, Scatophagidae.